AUCAUGCCUCAUGGAGUAUUUCUUCUUGUAGAUGAGUCUGACAAGUUGAAGAUCAAAGCUGCCAGCUCAAACACAGACAGCAUUCUUGGAUGGCCUUGCGAGGAGUUGCUGGGAAGAGCUAUGCUGGAUCUGUUUGAAGAGAAGCAGCGAAUCGAGACGGCUCUCGUAGCCAAGAGCCUUGAUCUGGUGAACCCCAUCACUGUGAACAUUGCCAAGAGGACCGAUGAUGACAUUGGAGGAACGGUAAAUCUCAUCAUGCACAGGGCUGCGGACGGCCUCGUCGUUGACGUCGAGCAACUGGACCCUUCCGAGAAUGCCUUCGCUGCGCAUCAGCGUGUGCGUGCUGCUAUCGAUCGUCUGAAUAUGAUGGACAGCCAGCAGAAGCUAUGCGAGCAGGUUUGCAAUGACUUCUUCGACAUCUUCGGCUACGACAGGGUCAUGGUGUACUAUUUCCAUGAAGACUGCCAUGGGGAAGUCGUUGCUGAAAGGACCGUUGAAAAUCUUGAUGACUCGUAUCUUGGUUUGCACUAUCCUGCUACCGAUCUUCCGCAGCGCAUUCGUGACCAGUACAAGUCUGAGCAUGUCAGAUUGAUUAUGGACAGCAAUGCUAACCAUUCGGACAUUAUCAUGCUAGACAAGAGUAAAUCGUCAAGCACCAUAUCUUUGGGUGGUUCUACACUUCGAAGAGCGCACAAGUGCCAUUUGGAGUAUUUGAACAACAUGGGUGUUACAGCAUCAAUCGGUCUUGCUCUCGUAGUGAAGGAUCAAUUGUGGGGACUGAUCAUUGGUCACCACAUGUCUCCCAAAUUCGUUUCCUAUCAGAUGCGAAUGGCAGGAGAUUUCUUGGCCCAGGCGUUUUCUAUGCGUGUGGCAAAUUUGCUUGACCUUGAGGCUCACAAAAGGCAUGAUAGGAACCUUGAAUUGCAUGCCAAACUUUGUGACAUCAUGAGCGAGCAAGGAAUGAAUCCCGGCUUGCGGCUCAAGGGUCUUGUGUCUUCUGCGCCAAAUCUGAUGGAUCUUGUUCCUGGAGUGUCCGGAGCUGCAGUUAGCUACCAGGGCAGAAUCACCUCAGUUGGUCAGACACCCGGGCAGACUUCCAUCCGAAUGAUUUUGAAUGCCGUACAAGCAAGGUGGAUGAAUUCUUCUGACGGCAAACAAGUCUGCUGCUGGGAUAAGAUGUCCGAUUUGAGCGAGUCCUUUGAAACGUUUUCAAACAUUGCAGCUGGUGUUCUGUUGGUUCCUGUCCUCGAAGAUGGAGUUUUGAUGCUUUUCCGUCCUGAACUCUCGACGACGAUCAGAUGGGCCGGUAACCCUGCAGCCCCUGCUUCGCGUGAAAAGAAGACAGGUGCUAUGCAUCCUCGUGCAUCUUUUGAAAUCUUCUCGGAUGCAGUGAAAGGACAAUGCGCACCUUGGCUGAAGUGGCAGGUUGAUGCUGCGUCCGGCCUUGGAUUGCUUGUCAACGACCUUGGACGUGGCAGCGAUCUUCCUGGAACCGAUUUGCUCGAGCGUGUAGCUGAUGCUCAAAUGAAGAACAAAACAGAAGCAAGCUCUGCACGUACUGAAAUGAUUCACUUGAUGGAUUCCGUGAAAGCCCCAGUCUUCGGUUUGGAUUGCGACCUUCGAAUCGUCCAAUGGAACAACAUGUGUGUGCAGUUGACCGGGUUUACCAAGGAGGAAGCGAUGGGAAAGAACUUGCUUGAUUUGGUCCCCAAAAAGCUGCAAGAAUCUCUCCAAUCUGUUCUUAAGCAUGCACUCCGU
Messenger RNA from Guillardia theta CCMP2712, 1758 nucleotides. Its product is annotated as phytochrome A. Gene Ontology annotation, molecular function: protein binding. NCBI's taxonomy places the organism in Eukaryota, Cryptophyceae, Pyrenomonadales, Geminigeraceae. Gene Ontology annotation, biological process: detection of visible light; regulation of DNA-templated transcription. The transcript is spliced from 5 exons. The annotation marks the transcript as partial. The record is from RefSeq and is a predicted model, not a curated record.